Gopherus evgoodei (Goodes thornscrub tortoise) is the source of this 4025-nucleotide messenger RNA. It is a transcript of the gene CREB3L1, whose product is annotated as cAMP responsive element binding protein 3 like 1. Gene Ontology annotation, molecular function: DNA-binding transcription factor activity, RNA polymerase II-specific; cAMP response element binding. Gene Ontology annotation, biological process: regulation of transcription by RNA polymerase II. The transcript is spliced from 12 exons. NCBI's taxonomy places the organism in Eukaryota, Metazoa, Chordata, Testudines, Testudinidae. The coding region runs from base 454 to 1989 and encodes 511 amino acids. The record is from RefSeq and is a predicted model, not a curated record.
AGGCGGCUGAGCCUGGGGAUCCUCUGCGGAGUGUGAAAGUGACAGCUGGGCAGAGGGGAGUCCCGGAGGAGUACACCGCCCCUCCUGCACAGCCCCAGGCGGCAGCCCGGGCCCCUGCACGAUCCCGCAGGGUUCGGAUCCUGCCCAGCCCCAGGCGCAGCACCCAACCUUUCCUCCCGGGCCCCCGUCUUCUGCCGCCGCGGGGCCCCCGCCGCCCCAGGGAGCCCCUCUGCCCCCGUGCCCUAUGGAUUGCAGCCGUCCCGUGGGAGGAGGAGCCAUGCCCUGUGGGGGCCCGGGGCCCUGCCAUCGGCUGCGCCGGGCAGCGCUGGAGUAACCCCGAGCCUCGGAUCGGCGGAGGGAGCGAGGGACGCCCGGGAUCCGGCCUGCCGCGCUGGCGGGAGGGCGGCUCUGCCCCUCACCUAACCCUGCUCCGGCGGGGCGCUGCCCGGCACCAUGGACAGUAUCCUGGAGCCCUUCCACUCCGAGCGCCUCUUCCCCGGGGGCGGCUCCGGCUUCCUGGACCUGGGCGACCUGAACGAAGCGGAUUUCCUCAGCAAUGUGCAUUUCUCCGAGAAUCUGGAUCAUUUCUCUGAGAACAUGGAGGAUUUCUCCAAUGAACUCUUCAGCAGUUUCUUUGAUGAUCCAAUGUUGGCUGAAAAGAACCCUUUACUGGACAUGGACUUGGACCCUCCUACUCCUGGCAUCCAGGCAGAGCACAGCUACUCGCUCAGUGGAGAUUCUGCUCCCCAGAGCCCCCUCAUGCCUAUCAAGACUGAAGAUAAUGCCAAUGAUCUGGAGAGCGGAGUGUGGUCCCUUGGGCACAAGCUAUGCUCCAUUAUGGUGAAGCAGGAACAGAACCUGGCUCCAGAACUUCCUGAAUCCCAGCUUGCAGCCAGCUUAGUGCCAGCCCUGAACCUGAACCCACUGCAGAGACUGCCGGCACCUGAGGAGGCUCCAGUAGAAAUGACUCCAGCACCUGUGAUCAAAGCUGAGCCUAAAGAAGUGAACCAGUUUCUAAAUGUACCAGCAGAUGACCUGGUGCAGAUGCCUCCAACGCCUCCCAGCAGCCAUGGCAGUGAUAGUGAUGGAUCCCAGAGUCCACGGUCCCUGCCUCCCUCCAGCCCAGCCCGGCCAGCUGCUCGCUCUUCCAGUGCAAUCUCCACCUCGCCUCUCCUCACAGCGCCACAUAAGUUACAAGGGACAUCAGGCCCCCUGCUCUUGACCGAGGAGGAGAAACGCACCCUGAUUGCCGAGGGCUACCCCAUACCUACCAAGCUGCCCCUCACCAAAGCAGAGGAGAAAGCACUGAAGAGGGUCAGGAGGAAAAUCAAGAAUAAGAUCUCUGCUCAGGAGAGUCGCAGGAAGAAGAAGGAAUAUGUAGAGUGUCUAGAGAAAAAAGUUGAGACUUUCACAUCUGAAAACAAUGAACUGUGGAAAAAAGUGGAGACCUUAGAAAAUGCAAACAGAACUCUGCUCCAGCAGUUACAGAAGCUCCAGGCCCUAGUGGCUGGGAAGGUCUCCAGACCAUAUAAAAUGGCUUCCACACAGACCGGAACCUGCCUAAUGGUACUGGUGCUGUGCUUUGUUCUGGUCCUGGGAUCCAUGAUGCCAUGUCUCCCAGAAUUCUCCUCCACAUCACAGACAGUGAAAGCAGCUCCAGCACCAGACAUUUAUACAACCAGUAAAAUUCAGUCCCGGAGCCUCCUGUUCUAUGACGAGGGUGCUGGCUCCUUAGAGGAGGGCUACAGCUCCUUCCUCCCUGUGGAGCAUCCUGUGGGCAGGGACACUGAUGAAGGGCAAUCUGAGGAGAGGAGGCCUCAGGAGCGCAUACUGGACCACCUGGCCAGGGCCCAUGAGACAGCCAAGUACCUGAGCAAAUCCCAGCUGAGGGGCCCGGACCAGAACCAAACUGACCCAACUCUGACUCACCUCAAAGAGCAGAUCCAGGAGAGGGAGGAACGCUCCAGGGAUGCAGCUGAAUCUUUGUAGCAGUUGCUGAACCUCAAGGCCUCAUCCCUCUGGAUGCAGACUCCCCUCCUCGCUGAGUGAUUGAGGGGACUUGGUGGGAGAGGACACUGCAUUCAGACACUCCCAUGCUGGUCUUGAGUUCAGCCUGUCACUUCCGCACAGCCCAUGUUAGUGCUGAUCUCUCGGAUGGGAUUCACAGUGACUGCCAGAACCACAGAUUGUGUCUGCCCAAGCCCUUCUCUCCUCCCCUUGUGAGCAUUGCCUCACCAGUGUGUGUUCACCCUGUUGCUGGGCUGGAGGAGGAGGAGAUCUGUACGUGACCCCAGAGGUAUCCAACUCAUUCCCAAAAGCCUCCAGAUUCAGGGGACAGUGCCCAAUUCUAUACCCCUUGCUCAUGUCAGAUGCACCUGAAGAAAAGAGAGCUACGUUUAUUGCCUAGCUGAGAAGCUAUUGGCAUGGUAACUUUGGGGUUAGUCUCCUAGAGAAUUUGGGAGUGAGAUAAUUUCCUCCUCUCACUCCAUGGUUAAUAUGCUUCUGCCUCAGCUGAGAGAAGACCUUCCUUGAUUUAGUUGUCUCUUGAUGGAUUGCCCAUGUAACUUCCAUUCUGAUCAUCUGCAGAGAUCAGCGCACAGAUUUUGUGGGGAAGACCCCAGACUCUGAUAAAUGGACUUAAAAUUCAGUCCACAGCUCCUGGGAAAUCAGAGCUCCCUAAGACAGAGCAUGAUCCUCCCUCCCCACUCCCCACAGACCCUUCCUUAUGGAACAAAGUUCUCCGUCGUGUGUUGGUGAUGCCCCAGUACCCACAAAAAAUGGAAUAAAUGAGGGUCACCAAAGAGAGCUGUGGGUCUCCACUCUCUAGAUGCUGGCACCAAAAUUACCAAGCUCUUCACCCCUUUAACUCCAGACUUGCUGAAUCUGGUGUUGAAAUUGUCUCAUCUCUAGCUCUGGGUCAGAGGCCUCACUCCAACCCAGGGAGGUUCCCCCCUCCCCACAAAAUCUCCCUGUAGCUCCCAGUUGCUAGUUUUGGUCCCUUUGCCCUACCUGGAAAGGCCCUGCUGGAAGAGUUGCAUGUUUCCUUGCUCCUCUUCCUUCAGCUGCCCCUUGUUAAAGGAACUGUUCCAGGCCCAGUGCCUGGAGCCAUCCCUUAGACCACACCUGGUCUGGGUUGCCCUACUUUUGUAAAGAGGAGUUACCAUGUCCUUGCCCAGUCUCACUCUCCUCCAGACACUUCUUUGGCUCAUUUUUCACAACCUCCCCCAAAAUAAUAAUAAAAAGAAGUCCCCUCUCAACACCUUGCUGCUGCCCUUCUCUUCUCCUCUGUCCACCUCCUCCUCCACCCUGAGACUGCAAAUAGGAGGUGACUCCCAGAGGAAGAGGGAUGGGAAGGCUCUCGCUGACUUGUGGACUUCAAGUCAAGGAACAGGAUGGGGCAGGAGGGCUGCCCUCACUUCCCUCUCUUCUCCUUUUUGUUUUGUUUGUCUCUUGGAGCCACUUGGGACAGACCUGGACACAGCAAACCCCAGCCAUGAUUCCACAUGCACUCUGCCAUGGGCAUUGGAAGAGGAAGAUCCUUCAGAACAACUCUGCUCCAGUCAAGGUCCACCUAGGACCCACUCACCAGACACCACUGCACCUCCCUUCCUUGUGCCCCACUCCACAGUACAGAACCACUGUCAGGUCUGAGUAUACACUCUUCCCCCACAUCUCCUUACCCAAUAAUUCCACUAUGCAUCGCCCACAUGGGCCUCCCAUUCACACCGUUGUACAGAGACCAAGAGCAGAAAUUGUUUGUACAUAAUGAACCUUAUUUUGUAUUAUUGGCUACCCCUUAAGAUAUUGUAUUUUGGAGACUCUCUGAUCUUAUUUUCAGUAUUGUAUUUUAUUAAGAGUUAGUGCGGGCUUGGCCUUUAUGAAUUUCCUCCCUUUUGGGGACUCUUUUUUCCCCAUAUAGCCCAGCAGCUGCCUUUUCCUUUUUUUUUUUUAAUCACUUUUUUCCUCCUGUCACUUGCUCUGCUUUUGCUUUAGAGAAGCAAAAUUAAAAAAAAGAUGCAGCAUCA